Eubalaena glacialis (North Atlantic right whale) is the source of this 1050-nucleotide messenger RNA. It is a transcript of the gene SLC10A1, whose product is annotated as solute carrier family 10 member 1. The transcript has 5 exons. Gene Ontology annotation, biological process: bile acid and bile salt transport. Gene Ontology annotation, cellular component: membrane. Lineage: Eukaryota; Metazoa; Chordata; Mammalia; Artiodactyla; Balaenidae. The record is from RefSeq and is a predicted model, not a curated record. Gene Ontology annotation, molecular function: bile acid:sodium symporter activity. Bases 1 to 1050 code for a protein of 349 amino acids.
AUGGAGGCCCUCAAUGAGUCUGCCCAGUUCAACUUCUCCCUGCCGCACAACUUCGGCAAGCGGCCCACCGACUGGGCGCUGAGCGUCAUCCUGGUGAUCAUGCUGUUAACCAUCAUGCUCUCACUGGGCUGCACCAUGGAGUUCAGCAAGAUCAAGGUGCACUUCUGGAAGCCUAAGGGGCUGGCCAUCGCCCUGGUGGCGCAGUACGGCGUCAUGCCCCUCACUGCCUUUGCACUGGGCAAGGUCUUCCAGCUGAACAACGUCGAGGCACUGGCCAUCCUGAUCUGCGGCUGCUCGCCGGGGGGGAACCUCUCCAACGUCUUCACUCUGGCCAUGAAAGGGGACAUGAACCUCAGCAUCGUGAUGACCACCUGCUCUACCUUCUUUGCCCUGGGCAUGAUGCCCCUCCUCCUGUACGUUUACUCCAGGGGCAUCUAUGAUGGGACCCUGAAGGACAAGGUGCCCUAUGGCGGCAUCAUCAUAUCACUGAUCCUGAUUCUCAUUCCUUGCACCAUAGGCAUCAUCCUCAAAUCCAAACGGCCACAAUACGUACGUUAUGUCACCAAGGGAGGGAUGAUCCUCCUGCUUUUGUGCAGUGUGGCUGUCGUAGUGCUCUCUGUCCUCAAUGUGGGCAAGAGCAUUUUGUUUGUCAUGACACCACACUUGCUGGCCACCUCCUCCCUGAUGCCUUUCAUUGGCUUCCUGCUAGGCUACGUUCUCUCUGCUCUGUUCCGCCUCAACAGACGGUGCAGACGCACCGUCAGCAUGGAGACUGGAUGCCAAAAUAUUCAACUCUGCUCCACCAUCCUCAACGUGACCUUCCCCCCUGAAGUCAUUGGACCACUUUUCUUCUUUCCUCUCCUCUAUAUGAUUUUCCAGCUUGGAGAAGGGCUUCUCCUCAUUGCCAUCUUUCGGUGCUAUGAGAAAAUCAAGCCUUCCAAGCAUAAAACAGAAAUGAUCUACAAAGCUGACACAACUGAAGAAACCAUUCCAACAGCUCUGGGAAAUGGCACCCACGAAGGGGAGGCGUGCCCCCCUUACACAGCCUAG